AUGAAUGAAGGAUAUAAAAAUAAAAAACACAAGCAAGAGAUAAUCAUAAGCAGAUUUAUGCCAAAUACAAUAGCAAAUCUCAGACAUUUAAGCACCGUCAUUUACAAAAACUACUGCUAAUUCCUGAAGCUACCUUAUAGUCAUAAGGAUUAUAGAAAUAGAGAAAUUUCUACUAAAAGAUCGAUAGGCAACCCAAAAAAUCUCAAUAUAGAAUGA
Messenger RNA from Tetrahymena thermophila SB210, 216 nucleotides. RefSeq lists its product as hypothetical. The record is from RefSeq and is a predicted model, not a curated record. NCBI's taxonomy places the organism in Eukaryota, Ciliophora, Oligohymenophorea, Hymenostomatida, Tetrahymenidae. The transcript has 3 exons.